This is a messenger RNA of Chilo suppressalis (striped riceborer), 1727 nucleotides long. Lineage: Eukaryota; Metazoa; Arthropoda; Insecta; Lepidoptera; Crambidae. The record is from the annotation of a GenBank genome assembly.
GGGAAGGAAACACGCGCCCGUUCGUCUUUUACGAAGAAACAUUUUUAUUUUUUACUGUUUGUGAUGAAAAUUCUAGUUUGUGGCCAGUGAACAAAUAACUAUGUCGACACUUCUGAAAAACGUUACCAAUUGCAUUUGGCAUGCUUUCGACUCGCUGCAGAAUAAUGCUGUUGUACACAAAUCCAAGUUAAAGGUUCUGACAGCAAAUCUGGGCACUCUGUUGGACCUGUACGGCGUAGAGAAGGGCUUGGACCACUUCAGGUCUUCGCAGGAGUUGACCUUCGACGAGUUCCGCUACUACCUUCAACACGAGGUGUUCAGCUCUCUACCUAAGGCUGUGACGCUGCACAUAAUCAGAGACUAUGAGAAAAAAAUAAAUGAGGUUUGCUGGUUGGUGUGCCGGAAGAACUUGGUUUCCCGGGACAAGCCAAUAUUCAGCGACGACUCUGUCUUCAAGCUGUUCAGGAUCUUCUGCCUCCUAGCAGACCUGGUGCAAGAUGCUGACGACUCGAAGCAUUAUGUGGUGGUCUUACAGCCAUCAGAAGCUGGUAUAGUAGCCGAGCAGCUGGUCCACUGCUUAGGCCUCCGAUGGGACGCAGCUGAUUGGGAGGCGCUGGGUUCCUCGAUAGGACACUUCAAAUGGGCUGCCUUCUUGGCUGUCCUCGAAGCCAAGUAUUGCUGCGACCAGCAAAUCCACUCCAAGGCACUAGUGGAAGCGGUCGAUGAAGUCUACGAUGUUUUCAUUGAAGAUAUAAUUAAAAAAGGUUAUCUUUACAAAAGAGGCUAUCUCCUGCCUACGAUGCGCGAGUACUGGUGCGUUCUUCAGCCUUGCGCGCUGACCUACUACAAGAGCUCGUCGCAGCGGGAGCAGUGCGGCCGGAUUGCCAUCGACGAGUACUGCUCCGUGGAAGCGGCCGCGGGGGAGGGUAAACUGCAGCGGUUCCAGCUCAUCACGCCCGAUAGAACCUUCGAGUUCGGCUCUCAGGAUCAUAAGAGUAGACUACAGUGGAUAUCGGCGCUACGCCAAGCGGCGUUAGUAUCAGGUGGAGCAGAAGGUUACCAACGUCGAGCACGCGCGGGGCGACGCGGGGCGGGCGCGAGAAGAGAGCGAGAGGCACGCGAGACCAAAGCGAGACUGCAGCAUGAAGUACGCGCCAGGCUAGCGGCUGAGGCGCAAGCGCAGGAACUAGCAGAAAUGGCUGAACAGGAUAAUAAAAAGCUAGAAGAACUUAAACAUACGCAAGUUGAAUUAGAAAAACUACUACAAGAGGAAACUCAAGCUAAACGAGAUGAGGAAAUUGUUAGAGCUCUACAAGCAAGAGUAUUAGCUGAGGAAUGGGAAAGGCGGGAAGAACUUGAAAGACUGCAGGAAGAACAAAACAGAAUGCUGGAAGAGGAACGAUUGAAAAGAAAGCAGUUCGAAAUAUUACAAGCUGAAAAAGAAGCACAAUUCAGAGAAGCCGAAAAACGCCUUAAAGAACUUGAACGAGAAAAACAACGACUAGAUGAAGAGCUGAGAGCUGCGCAAGAGAAAAUCACCAAAACGGAAGUGACGGCACAAGCCUUACAUGUGCAGCUAAGGGACAUGGCCCCUGGUCUGAGGAAUGGCGAAAGAGCGAGACGUGCCAUCUCUUUCGUUCCCACUACGAAGAGUUCAUCAGACACCCUCAUCGAUGUUAGAGCGAUCAGACACCUCAAGGUUUUAGACGAUGACGGAAAGUUAUGAA